GAAGCCGAUGAUGAUGAUGAUGACAUGUCUGAGCAGUCCGAAAAUGUACAGUAGACUAGCAUAAAGCACGCCUCAGCCGUGGCAACGGAGUCUGUGCAGACGACAUACUGUAUGUGCGGAGGUUGAAAACGUCAAAAUGCGAGAUUCGAAAGGAGAAAAAAGGCCGCGCGCGCUGCGCUCGCUGUCCCUGUCUCCCCAAUUCCUCCUCCGCCAUCCUCGCAUCGCGCGCCCCGAGUCUCAGACAAGCGACGAGCAGGGUCUUGCAGCAUCUUGGUGACAGGCUCCCAUGCUCUGCCUGCACUCAUUGAAGUAUCGUGGUUGAGGGACCGACCGAGCUCACUUUCUUGUCGUCGGCGCCGGGUCAGACGAGGCUUUGAGGAUGGAGGAGUCACGCGGCGGCGACGACGGAGCUCAGCACCCAGCUGCAGAGGGCGGUGGGACUGCGCAGAACCAUUAUCCCCAGAGACAGCAGCAGCAGCAGCAGCAACAGCAGCAACAGCAGUAUCACCAACCGCACCGCCAAAUACCCUCGUUUCAGCCGCAGCAGGCUGGGGGACCGAGGAUGUCUCACUUCCAGAUUCCGGAAUUCAGACCAGCAGGUCAUUCUUCACUCAACUUUCACGCUCAUCAGCGUCAGUCGUCGCCUGGCGUGAUGCCAGGAGAUGGCCUAGAUACCGGCGCCAUGCUCGGCACCUCUCACUUCGCAGCACAGAACAUCGCCUUGGCCCAUGCUCUGCAGCAGCAGCAGCAGCAACAGCCGCAACAGCAUUCAUCUAUGCCCAUGGGGGCUGGCCAGUACAUGCCCCGCCCAGGCUUUCCUGCCAGGCCCAGCCAUAGCUGGACACCUCCUCCGUUUCAGUCCCAGCACCAGCCCGCACCACAGCAGCUUUAUCAUACACGUCCGCCCGGUCCUGCUCGACCAGGCAACCACACAGUCAGCCACGCAACAGCGGCAGCAGCAGCCGUGCCGGCGCCUAGUGUUCCUCUUCUGUCUCGGCUGCCUCCAUUGCCUCCGAUGCCCAACGAGCUUCUAGCAGAGGGGAAGGCCGACGAUGACAAGGAAAGAGCCAGGCGGCGGGCUUAUCAGGCUCGAGAGGAAGCCCUCAUGCUCAGGAUCGAAGCAAUCGGCUUCCAACCUGCCAAAGCCUGGUCCGUCAUGAAGGAGGUGGUAGAAGGGCCGGGCAAGACGCAGGCGGAAGAGGAUGGCGUCGACAAUGGAAAGGAGAAGAGGGCCGAAGACAGAGAGGCAGAGGUCAAAGAUCACGCAAAGGCCGAGAUAGCCGAGAAGGAAGAGGGACGAGACGCUGCGCCGAUCCUUGGGAUUCGCCUCCUGCAACGAUUGCAUGCCCUCGAAGAGGAGAAUCAGGAGCUGGGUCGCAUCGUUGCGGACCUCGCUGGGAAGAAGCAAGCCAAGGGAGACGAGAGCCAAGUCCAAGUGGAGCUGCAAGGUAGGAUUUGGCCCGAGAUGCUAGGGUAUAGCGUCGUACCUUGUGCUGACGAAGACCCUUGGAUAGAUGCACAUGAACUCAUUGCCGCCAUGGACUCGGCGAUGAAAGGAUUGGAAAGGCGAGCGGAGGAGGCUGAAGCCCGGGCAAAUGCGAGCGAGCGGGCGCUGGCUGUCGCAUGCGCCCAGAACUCGAGCUCGAUUCUAGACGAGAGGCGAGGAGGUGGACCACCGACGUCACCCACUACGAGCCCAAGCAGCCGAGGUGCUAAUGCAGGCGCACAGAGUGCAUCUAUUUCGCCUGCCUCUCCACCGCCCAAAAGAUGGAAUAGCAGUAGUCGCGGUGGCCAUCAAUCAGGCCACCGUGGAGGAGGAGGAGGAGGAGGAGGGGGAGGGGGAGGGGGAGGAAGGCGCGGACACCACUAAUCACGCACAUACAUCAGUCACAAAUCUCACAACUCUGUACUAUCAUCACUCAUUUGUAACGAUAACUCAUUUACCGGUACAUCACCAGCCCAUUGUCUCGUG
This is a messenger RNA of Acaromyces ingoldii, 1972 nucleotides long. RefSeq lists its product as hypothetical. NCBI's taxonomy places the organism in Eukaryota, Fungi, Basidiomycota, Exobasidiomycetes, Exobasidiales, Cryptobasidiaceae. The coding region runs from base 380 to 1870 and encodes 496 amino acids. The transcript has a single exon. The record is from RefSeq and is a predicted model, not a curated record.